GUCUCCUUGAAGCGAGCAUGACGAUUGUCGGACAUGAGUAGAUCAGUCCUGUCACUCCAGUGCAUGGUUGACUCGUCCUAGAAGUGAUUUUGGUUGGUAGCGCCUCUGCUCCUCUCGCUUCUGAGGCGAGUGCCAGUGGGUACGCUGUAGCAACAAGUCGACGCUAGAGGAAGUUUCGCAUCUUCUACUACCUGUUCUUCUAUGUGCUGACCAGAAUCGAUCAUGCGGCAAUUGAAUUUGAUACCUGCUGGCGUGCAGAGCUGGCACCGUUCUGUGAUAACGACCGCUAUUGAUCCUGGCACGGGAGCUAUGCUCUUCGCCUACGCUUCUGUGAUCGCCGUAUAUGUGUACCGGAAGGAGAGCGCCACACACGACCCUGUCCUCUGGAAAAUUCUCACCGGCCAUACGAAGCCCAUUCGCUGCAUUGCAUGGGCAGAGCACAACUCGAAUUUUCUUGCGACAGCUGGAACCGACGGCCUCGUACUUGCUUGAUCUAUAUUUUUAUCUAGCAUGGAAAAAUAUAUCAACAUCGCAUCGUCAGAGGAUGCACCCUGGAGUCAUGGGUGCUAGCCUUGCCUCUUUUGGUGAGAGCACUCAUCUUCCUCCUUCUUAAGCCCUAGAUGAGAACUCGGGUGGCUGAAGCGUGGCUGAAGCGUGGAUCGCCAAACAGAGUAUUCGGAUCCUAUUGAGGCCGCAAUGCGGUUUAUCAGUAUCUUCCGAUAUCAGAGAACGGCCGGACAGGACAUCACGGCUUGGCUACACAACGUUGCCGAGCGCGUGAACGAGGUAAAAAGAGAGGGAACUUUUGCCGCACAUAUGACGGACGCCGUCUUGGUCCUCUUGCUAUACUGCAACGCAGGACAAACAACGCUACAGCGCCAGGGUAUUCGCCAAAACUUCGAUUUGGCGAAAGCAGGACAGACAGGGCACAACUCCGAAGUGAUGACCCAACUACUAAAGCGCGUAGCAGCCGAUGACGCGUCGGCAAAAGAACACGACCACGCCGAUGACGAGCAGGGAGAUGCUGUCAUGGCUUACAACAACAAGUUUCAAGGCCGCAAGCCUUGGACGCCCAAGCGCGGAGUACCACAAAGGCAGCGAAACGGAGGUGGCAGAGCCUACGUCGCCGGAGAAGGCCCAGAGCAGGAGCUCACAGAGCACGACGACGAGGACGAAGACCACGACGGGGAAGAACAGUCACCGGGGGCGCACACCGAAGAAGAGGGUGACGAAGAAGAAGACGGCGACGAGGUAGCAGCCUACCUGGCAAGCAACCAGUGCCGCCGCUGCGGGAAGACGGGACACUGGGAAAAGGAUUGCCGACAGCCCAAGAAGUGGGGCGGCAAAAAUAACAGCAGACCAGGUGGCAACAACAACGGCAGCCAAGGCUACCGUCGUCAAGGAGGUUACAACAGUAACAAAACAGGCAACAGCGGCAACUACGGAGGCCGCAAGCCAAACGGGGGAGGAAGACAAAACAAAACCUACACAGCAAACUUAUCGCACCAGAUCAGUUUGCUAGCAAAGGUAGAACCAGUCGAAGCAGCAAUCGACACCGGGUGCGGCGUAAGCUGCGUGCCCGAACCAAGGUUCAACGACUUUCACAACAUGUACCCAGAGCGUGUUUUGAAAGUUGAAGAGGAAGCUGCAGGGGGCAGCAUUUCGUUUGGAAACGGCGACGGAUGUCCAGUAACGAAGCGAGCGACGGUGAAUAUUGAAGGUUUCGGUCCGCGAAUCUUCCGUAUUUUCAGCCCGCCCAAAGGACUAACGCCGAACCAAAAAGCAGACAUGCAGCAACGCAUGUCAAGAGUGCCAUUCUUAUUAGGCAAUGAUAGUCUUGGAAGUGAGGCUAUUAUUGACUACGGGAAGAACACUCUGAAAGUCGGAAAGAAGAGUUUGAGUUUUCGCCGCCGCGGAGGUCUUAUCAUGUUCAACAUGGUAGGCAACACACAGGCAAACUUCGCAUACGAUAUCUCCGGAAAUCUAUGCUCGUUUGCAAAGUACGCAGCCGCUACGAACGCAAGCCAGGGAGCGGCUUGGGCAGCCAAAUUUAAGAUUGCCAAGAUCUUAAUGUGGAUCAUGUUCAUGCUGCUUAUGCUAGCAGGUGACGUGGAAGCCCAACCAGGACCCGUGACUGUACAUCACUGGGCAGACGAGCACGUGUGUUGGCGCGGCGAGUGGCAACGCUCGGACCUAGAAGAGCUGUGCAAAGAUGCAGCGAGUGUAACGAAGCUACACAAACAGUUGUGGCAUUACAAGUCCGACCAAGCGUGUUCUCACUUCAAGCACCUACUUGAAGAUGAUGACACACUUGCGCGAAAGUUCCGACAGGCUUGGGACUUAGCAGUUGACAGAUGUACCAACUGCAACAACCAAAAACGUUCCUUGCCGCAUCCGAAAACGGGAAUCAUCGCAAGGAAUGUCAACCAGGUGGUGGGAGCAGACGUCUUUUACUUCACAGUAAAAGGCUUACAGCGAGCAAUCCUAAUUCUGAUAGACUAUCUCUCACGGUUCACGAUGUUUUACGCCCACGAAAACGGCGGAGACAUCAACGCGGAAGACACGCUUCACGCGCUCCAUGAGUGGAUGUUUGUCUUCGGAAGAUUGCCCAUGUAUCUCCUCACCGGACACGACAAGCCGUUGGUAAACGAGACAGUUCGCGAGUUCUUAGCCACAGGACCUCACCCGUGUACCCCAUUGACAAGUGCUGACUACGAGCACGCGACAACGGGACUCACCGAGAAACAUAUCCAUGUGAGCAAGAUCAUCGGUGAACUUGUGCAGAAAGAAAUCCCGCUAGAUCAGAUGUCCAGCUUACGCGUUCGCGAUGUUCUAUUGGCGACCGGGUUAGCGAAGAACAGUCUGGUAGGCACACACGGCCUCUCGGCACAGCAGACGGCACUAGCGACCACUCACUUCGUGGGUGAUCCCUUACAAGCCGCAAGUUCGACGUUAGGUGCGUACGGAGACCCAUCCGAACUGCCACGUAAGUUAGCAGUUCAGAGAAUCUCGCUACAGCAUUUGGCAGCACAGGCAGCAGCGAAAGUUCACGCGAGUGAACAACUGCAGCAACUGCUAAAUAUGCGUCUACGGUGUUCAGAUUGAUACAGCAGUCUACUCACCAGGUGACCUUGUCGAGGUACAGCCAGCGAAACCGCAAAAAUUUGACUUCGGUCAGACUAGGUGGUUCCGAGCAAAGAUCAUCGACACAGGAGAUCCAGGGCAAACAGGUGAAUCUUCGCGCAUGGUGACAGUUAAGUAUCACGGGUCAGACAAAAUUGACACUGUGCAUCGAAAACGAAUUCGCCCAUCGCCAUUAGACGCGCAGCAGAUCUUUUUACCUAGAGGACACGAAACACCGAGUAACGCAAACGAGGAAGAAGCCGGAGAGCCCGAGGAAACCGACCAACGAGUACCGCUGACAUUGUCCAACAUGGACAUGAACAAAACGGAGGUUGGUAAAACGGUCAACAGGUUCGCAAGACAGUUUCGACUGCUUUGCGACACCCCAGGCAGACCUGUAGAGGUCGACGCAGGCUUUCUCUCAGCAGAUCUCGAAGCGAAAGUGGCGCGUGUGAUCAUCGCGAAAGACGUUCACGACGCACUGCCUUCUAUCGACGACUGCCGGCCUGAUGGUGAUGAGAUUUUUCAGGUGACAGCCUUCGGGUAUACACGUUGCCGAAAUGCAGUCUCAAUCCCCUUCAGCAGUGAAGAGUUAGAAGCAGGCAAAAAGUUUGAAUUAGUUGUAAUCAUCUACUUCAAACAGGGGAACCUACCGGCAGAGAACCCGCUACAGCCGCCUCAGGUUGAAGCGAGAGCACCACGCGAAGCCGACGACGAGAGCCCGGAGCCUCUAGAAGACGAAGACGCAGUCUUAAAGGACUUGAACAAGAGAAACUUUAAGGCCGUACCACCCGCAAAGCAGCGCCGUGAUCAAGUAGGAUCUUUAACGGUGCGGGAACUGCGGUGGCUACUCAAGAAGUACCGCCUACCCACGAAAAGCACAUCUGCAGGGAUGCGCGAAAGCCUAAGGGUGUACUACGACGAACACCCAGAGAACGAAGGUGAACCAGAAGCAGACCAGAGUGACCCCGCCGAAAACGAAAACGACGAUGCCCAGCCCAUGGACAUUGGCGAGGGAAUUGCACUAGCAGCAAUCUCUGAUGUUGUCGAAGUGUUAGGACACAGCCCAGAGGCAGACAUCGACGAAGUAGGAGUCGAAUUCGAAAAGGCGUACCUGGUCAGAAGGGAGCUCACGGUAGCAGCCGCGAAGAAGCACCUUCACUACGCCACAGCAACACAGAGUGAAUUGACGUCCAUCGUGAAGAAUGGAGUUUUCACCAUCGUAGAUCGGAAGGAAAUCAAAUCGAAGGGUAUUGUUGUCCAAUCGCGAUGGGUAUUCACCGAGAAGAUAUUGAUAAUCGCUGGUCAGAUGUCGCUCAAAGCACGACUAGUGUGCAAAGGGUUCACCGAAGAAGGCCUAAGUAAGUUACAGUGUGAGGCACCAACAGCGAAGAAAUGGUCUACUAAGGUCAUUUUCAGCUUAUCGCAGGUUUGGGGAACUCCACUAUGUUCGUUGGAUGUCAAGACUGCAUACUUGCAAUCUGACACACCUGAAGGGAAACAGGACCAACACGACAUAUUUGUAGAGCCUCCGAAGACCGCGAACCCCCUUCGCCCACGCGAAAUCUUCAAAAUGGCCAAGCACAAACACCUGUACGGCAUGAAGAGAGCCGGAAGAAAGUGGUGGGAGACAUUGGAUGCACAUCUUCGAGAACAGGGAUGGACUCGAGACGAGAUUGAUCCAUGUUUCUAUACCAAGCGCGAUGGUGAUGCAUUGCUGGCAUUACAUGUCGACGACAUGGUCUUUACCGGUACGGACGAACUCUGCGACGAGUUACGGACCAUGUCAGGCAAAUUCGAAGUAGGGACAUUCGACGGAAUUCCAGGCCCCAGGGGAAACUUAAACGGAAAAGCUAAAGAGAGCAGCUUUAAGUUUCUAGGCUCGGUAGUAUCAAGAGUCAAGGGCAGACUGUUUGCUUCACAAGCAGCAUACCACGAAAAGUUUUCCGAGAUUGCCCUUCCCGGACUUUAUGAGGAGAAGGACACAUUGCCGCGAGCUUUGCAAUCCGCAGCACGGUCUUCACUAGGGCAGCUGUUGUGGCUCGCAAUUUUCACCCGACCUGAUAUAAUCUUUGAUUGUAUCGAGGCCGCAACGGUGAUUACGACCUACUCCGGCACUGUGAUGCUAAACAAAGUAGUAAAGUAUCUACGCUACACCGGCCCAAUUCAGAUCGUAUAUUUGCCUUUCCACUCGAGUGAAGUUCUCAAUAUAAUUUUGAUCUUCGACGCGAGCUUGGGGAGCAAAUCUGGCGAUGUACGACCGCGAAUGGCAUCGAUGAUUGGAUUCUCGCCCGCUAUGCGAGGAGAUGACCCAUUUGCGAUCGAAAGUGCUGAAUGGUUUCCAUACCACAUAAUUCACUACUUCAGUCGCAUCCAGCGUCGUGCCACGACAAACAGUCUCUCAGGAGAAUCUUUCGCAGCGCAUGAAGGAUUGGACCUUAUGGGCGCAAUCCGCAUGCAGGUAGCACGGCUUGCAUCUACGAAGAUUUGCUGCCAUGUGAUCUCAGACUGUGACACGCUUCUGCGGUCAACUUCGUCUGUUAAUCCACAGAUCACAGAGCUAAUGCUUCUUCCGAUGAUCAAGAAGCUACAGGAGCAGAUCAGUACUCUGGAGGCACGUAAGUACCAUAUUCCAGGCGUAUUGAAUCCGACGGACGCGAUGACGAAACCGCGAAAGAGGGCAGCUAGAUCGCUACAGCAGCUUCUCGACAUCAUGAAGCCAGGAAAGUUGCGGCCGCAAGUUUUACAGCUGCGGCGCAUCGAAGAUCGCGCUUAGGCGUGAUCACAAAGGAACAUAAAACAUUGUUCUAGAAGGGAGAGGACGACACAGAGACAAAUUCAUGUCAUCUGGAUCAUCCUAAUUGUUUUGAUUUUUUGGACAUUUUUGACCUUUGAAACAAAUGACACGAUCAGAGACAACCCGCCUUAUGUCAUCUGUUUUGUCUUUUGAUUUUGCAAGAGGCAAAUUGUUUUUGGCCCCCCCCCCCGGGAAAACGCGGCAUCACCAUGCAAAGUGAAAAGCUUAGCCAUAGUUAUAUAUAUUUUUUAGUUUCGUAUACUAUAAAUAUAUAAUUCCUUUUCUAGUAGCUAUCAAGAUGGCGACCCGUGGUAGAGUCUACACUGUGCCUGAGCGAGCACUUCAGCGAGCUUUCGAACGCGGUUUGCAAAUGACUGGCGUACGAAAUGAAGUGGAGUACCAGCGAUACGUCCGAACCUUAGCGUUGGGGCGAAUCUUACACCGGACCAGUGAAGUACGCACCCGCUGGGAGGAAGUGUUGGAAACCAGUGCUGCGCACUACAAAGCACUCACUCCCAACAUUCAGCUACCUGAAGACAAGGAGGAUUUGUGGUGUCUUGCAUUCAUGGGACCAGGAGGCCGCCAAACCCAAGCACAACUACGCCAGGUGGGCACGACACCAAAACGCCGGCACCGCCGCAAAACGGUGACACUUGUACCGAACAAGAAGAAGACGAUACAAGUACAACACGGAGACGACAACGAAGACAGCAGCUCCAGUGAGUCGUCUACAAGUUCCUCCUCUGAUUCUUCUGAGGAUGAACCACCAAAGAAAAAGCAGCAGAAGACAAGCGCGAAAAAGGAGACGAAGACCCGAACUGACAACGACCUACUGUCAAGUUCGGAAGAGUAGGAGCUUUUUGAAGAAAGUAAAGAAGGCGAAAGUAAAAGAAAGUAAAAGUGAAAGAAAGUAAAACUAAAGGAAAGUGCAGAAGGUUUAAGUAAAGAAAGUUAAAACAAAAGAACGUAGAGCAAAACUUUUUUAAAAGAAAAGAGCUAGCGCCAGUUUGCAUUCGGAUUAAAAGGCAAAUCUCAUCUACCAUACGUAAGCCGCAUGUAGAUUCGAUUUUUUUUUUCCUUUUUUUCUUGGGUUGCUGGGAUGUCAAUGCCCAGAUCCCGAAUACAAACGUAAGAACAAAGUAACUAGAUCACCAGGAGGAUAGUGAGGAAGAUCAUGAUCACCACUAGGAAAAUGAUCAAGAUCAACAACAACAAGAACAAACAGCACAACGAUCAAACAACUAGCACCAUUAGGAUCAUGAUCACACUACUAGGCUGACUAGCUUACUAAACUAAACAACUACCAUGACCACACAAGAAGACAACAACAACAAGGAGCAAAAACCACAAUCACGAUUCUCAUAAUGAUAUCAGUGGCCGGCCAUCUGGGCUAUUGCAUAAAACAAAGACAGUCACGCUAGUGCCGUGAUAUAAGAGCGAUUGUGUGUCAAGGGUGCCACUGUGUUCGCUACUUCAUAAACUUAUCUUUUUUUAAACUUAUCUUACUUUUUAGCUACUUAAAGCUGAUUCAUAUUUUAAUUUUCUAACCUUUAGUCUUUCGUUAUGAUUAAUGUGAAUUCACUACAACUAGUUAUCCUUUAGGCCCUCCUCUUCCCUUUUAAACUUCAAAAUCAUGCACUCCCAUAACUCACAAUCACCUCAUUAUGUAUCAUAGCACAAGACAGCCAGCAGAAUGCGAACGGGAAUGGCUGGAGCAGAAUGGAUGUGGAUGCGGAAAUCACUACUCAAAACUAACAUAAUAAUCUUACAUCUGGGGAACAUCUUUUAUAUACUAUCAACAUCGCAUCGUCCUCAUGAUCGUCAUCCUCAUGGUCAUGCGACUUUGUUGUAUCAUGUUCAGCAUUGAAAUCAUUGAAGAAACAGUUGUGAGAAGUUUGAGAUAAAAAACAGGUAAGCAUUUGGAAUGUUGCGCUUGAGCGUGAAGAGGCUUGCGUUGCGAAGGCGGGA
Messenger RNA from Amoebophrya sp. A25, 7888 nucleotides. The record is from the annotation of a GenBank genome assembly. NCBI's taxonomy places the organism in Eukaryota, Dinophyceae, Syndiniales, Amoebophryaceae.